This is a messenger RNA of Oryzias melastigma (Indian medaka), 7458 nucleotides long. It is a transcript of the gene sorcs3a, whose product is annotated as sortilin related VPS10 domain containing receptor 3. Gene Ontology annotation, cellular component: membrane. Bases 463 to 4017 code for a protein of 1184 amino acids. NCBI's taxonomy places the organism in Eukaryota, Metazoa, Chordata, Actinopteri, Beloniformes, Adrianichthyidae. The record is from RefSeq and is a predicted model, not a curated record. Gene Ontology annotation, molecular function: protein binding. The transcript has 27 exons.
UCAAAUGUUUUAGAUUUCUGAAACUGCAACUUUUCAAAGUAAUAAAGUAAUUUAAAAAAAUAAUCAAUUGUGAGUGACAAAAGUGAAAUGUGAGUUUUCAUAACAUGUCUCUAUUUAAUUUUGUUUUAAAAGUUUGUUUUGCGUGAGUCUAACACGAAGUUUCAGGUUUGUUGGAGAACUUCACAGAUGAGUGAAAGAUUCAGCACCACGGACAGCUCCUCUCUCUCUCUCUCCGCGCUCUCCCGCACGCGCACGCGCACUGUCUCUUCCGGGCGCUCGCUCGCAGCUGGCUGUGGUUCAGCUCCUCCCUCUGAGCCGUGGCUUUCCCCACCAAACCUCCUCGGACGUGCACAGUUUCGCUGAGGAGCGCGUUUCCUUCUCAGAUCCGCAUCGACCCGGGCGAGGCGCGUUCAGGUGCCGGAUCAGGUCUCCAGCCGUCCCUCACCCACAUCUCUGCCAGCGAUGGAGGCUCGGGCUGGCGCGCGCCCAGACUGGCACUUAUCUCUGGGCAUCUGGGUGAUGAUCGCCGCGUUGCAGCACGCAGAGGCGGGGAUCACUUGUGCCCGUUGCCCGUCUCCGGUUCGGCUGCAGCAGGAGGAUUUACAGCUGACAGAGGAGAGCCUGAGGAGCGUCCAACUGGAGUUCAGAGCCGAGGACGGCAGUUUGGAGGAAGUUGCUCCACAGGAUGCUGCCCUCGGGUCCGGCAGGGAUCGGGGAUCGGGGGCGGCGGGGAGCGCGGACAGUGCGCUCCUGAGAGCCAAGAGGAGCGCUCCGGAGUUGGCAGAGUUCGGUGGCGCGGAUGUGGGCGCGCCGGGGGAGCGGGGCCCCGCGCUGGACGGGCACAGAGGGGGCAGACCCGAGCUCCGCUGGAGCAGGGAGGACGGCGGAGCGAGUAACCCGCUAAGCAGCAGCACUUUCGCGCUGACGGGGGACUCUGCGCACAACCACGCCGUGGUGUACUGGUCAGGACGCAACAGCAGCGUGAUCCUGAUCCUCACAAAGCUCUAUGACUUUCACAUUGGCAGCGUCACGGAGAGCACGCUUUGGAGAUCCACUGACUAUGGCUCCACGUAUGAGAGGAUGAACGACAAAGUUGGAUCCAAGACCGUCCUCAGCUACCUAUACGUCUGUCCGUCCAACAAGAGGAAGAUUAUGGUGUUGACCGAUCCGGAGUUCGAGAGCAGCGUCCUCAUCAGUACCGACGAAGGAGCCAGCUUCCAGAAGUUCCGCCUCUCCUUCUUCGUCCUGAGCCUUUUGUUCCACCCCACAGAGGAGGACUGGGCUUUGGCUUACAGCCAUGACCAGAAGUUGUACAGCUCACUAGACUUUGGAAGGAAGUGGCAGCUCAUCCAUGAACACGUCACCCCAAACAGGUUCUACUGGUCGGUUGCAGGUCUGGAUAAGGAGCCAGAUCUGGUGCACUUGGAGGCUCACACUCCAGAUGGAAAUGUGCAGUACAUCACAUGCAGAGCUCAGAUGUGCACGGAGGGUAACAGGAACUAUCCUUUUCCCGGAUUCAUUGACAUCAGCUCCCUGAUAGUUCAAGAUGACUACAUUUUCAUACAGGUUCCUACAUCAGGACGAGCCACCUACUAUGUGUCCUACAGGAGAGACUCCUUCAUAGAAAUCAAACUUCCCAAAUAUUCCCUGCCUAAGGAUUUACACAUCGUCAGCACGGAUGAGAAGCAGGUGUUUGCGGCGGUGCAGGAGUGGAACCAGAACGACACCUACAACCUCUACCUGUCCGACACACGGGGGAUUUUCUUCACUUGGGCCAUGGAAAAUGUCAAAACCACCAGGGGCAUUGGCGGGAACCAAAUGCUGGACCUCUAUGAGGUGGCUGGAAUAAAAGGCAUGCUGAUCGCAAACAAGAGACAGGACAGCCAGGUGAAGACCUACAUCACCUACAAUAAAGGCAGAGACUGGAGGCUGCUGCAGGCUCCGCCCACAGACCUGGAUGGGAAUGAAAUCCAUUGCAUACUGCCUUUCUGCUCCCUUCAUCUGCAACUCCAAACGUCAGAGAACCCGUAUAUAUCAGGAACCAUCUCUACCAAGAGUUCUUCACCGGGAAUCAUCGUCGCCACAGGAAAUAUCGGAGCCGAGCUGUCUUACAACAACGUGGGCAUGUUUGUUUCAUCAGACGCUGGGAACACCUGGAGACAGAUAUUUGAAGAGGAACACAAUAUUUGGUUCCUGGACAGAGGAGGGGCUCUGGUUGCUGUGAAACAGCCAUCGGUUCCAACCAGAAACUUGUGGGUCAGCUUUGACGAGGGGCGACAGUGGAGCCAGUACACGUUCUCCUCGGUGCCAUUGUUCGUGGAUGGGGUCUUGGUGGAGGCCGGUGCUGAGAACCAAAUUAUGACUUUCUUUGGCCACUUCAGCCAUCGCUCCGAGUGGCAGCUCAUCAAGAUAGACUACAGGGCCAUCUUCAGCAGGAAGUGCACGGAGGAGGACUAUCAGACGUGGCACCUGCACAACCAGGGUGAGCCAUGCGUGAUGGGACAAAAGCAGAUUUACAUGAAACGCCGGCCUGGAAACCACUGCAUGCUGGGAGUCGACUACUCCACCGUCCUGUCAGCCGAGUCGUGCAUUUGCCGAGCUCAUGAUUUCGAAUGUGAUUAUGGAUAUGAACGGCGCAGCGACGGAAACUGCCGGCCCUCCUUCUGGUUCAAUCCCUACACCGUUUCCAGGAGCUGCAGCCAAGGUCAGAACUUCUUCAACAGCACAGGGUAUCGUAAAGUGGUGCUAAACAACUGUACCAAAGGAGUCAAAGAGAUUUACACAGCCAGAAAGCAGCAGUGCCCCAACAGACCUCCUAAAGGACUUGUGCUGACCACAAAAGACGGCAAGCUCACCGCCAACCGUGGCAGCAACGUCACCUUCCUGGUGCACUUUGACGAGGGCGACUCCAUGCGGACCAACAUCCAGCUGGAUUUUGGCGAUGGCACAGCCGUUUCUUACUCCAACUUGAGCUGGACUGAGGAGGGGAUCAAGCACGCAUACAAGUCAGCGGGAAUCUUUCGGGUCACAGCGCUUGCAGAAAAUACUCUCGGUUAUGACUCGACAACGCUGUUCCUGCAUGUCACUUGUCCGGUGGAGCACGUCCAGCUUCUCGCCCCAUUUGUGGUCAUCAGAAACAAGGAGGUGAACAUCACAGCGGUGGUUCUUCCUAUCCAGCCGCGCACCGUCACCUACUUCUGGUGGCUCGGCAACAACACGGAGCCCCUGAUAACGCUGGAUGGGAGUAUCUCCUACACCUUCAGGAGUGAAGGAAUGCAUACCAUCACUGUCCAAGUAUCUGCAGCCAACACCAUCCUGCAGGACACCAAGACCAUAGCAGUCAAAGAAUUCUUCAAAUCUCUACUUUUAUCUUUCUCCCCGAAUCUGGACGAGUUUAACCCCGACAUCCCUGAGUGGAGGCAGGAUGUGGGGAGAGUAAUUAAGAAGGCUCUGCUCCAAGUUUGUGACUUUCCGGGGGAGCAGCUCUUGGUUGCCGUGUUUCCAGGAGUUCCUACAGCUGCAGAGCUCUUCCUGUUACCCAACAAGAACCAAUCAGAGGGCAGGAAGAAGAGCGAGGACGCCCUAGAGCAGACGUCCAGCACCAUCGUGAAUGCCCUGAACCAAAAUCUGGUAGAGUUUGAGCUGAAGCCUGGAGUACGAGUGAUUGUGUACAACACGCAGUUAACACUGGCGCCCUUGGUGGACUCCAGCCCCCGGCACAACAGCUCUGCGAUGCUCAUGCUCCUGUCGGUGGUGUUCCUCGGCCUGGCCGUCUUUCUCAUCUACAAGUUUAAGAGAAAAAUACCUUGGAUCAACAUAUACGCUGAGGUGAACCAAGAGAAGGAGCAGGAGAUGAUCGGCUCAGUGGGUCAGAGCGACAGCACGCCAAAAAUCACCCUGAGCGAGUUCACCGCAUCGAAAGAACUCAUGGAGAAGGAGCUGGACGCUCGGGUCAAGAGAGGAGUCGGGAACGCCUGCGAGAGCACAAGGGAGAUUCCAAACUGUACCAGUGUGUGACGGCGCACAGCGACCGCUUAUGUACAGAGCGAGGUAUCAGCGUGUUGGCCGCUCUCUUUUUCUGUUUUGUAAUUAACACAGCUGAUGUUAAUAGUUUUCUAAAGACCUCAUUUAUACAGACUUGCAUGGAUGUCUCAUUCUGCCGCAUCCAUUGCAGCAAGUUUACUGAAGAAGGUCGUUGUAAUUACAGACAAAACUCGCUCGGUUUUGUGGAUGUAUAAGCUGCAUAAUGGUUCUCAUUUGCUCAGUGAAAUCUCUUUUGUGGAUGAGUUCUGUAAAUUUUCUGGAGGAGUUUGCUUUGAAAAUCAUUCUGCCUAAAUGUAGACUAUAAUGUCUGAGUCUCAGUCAAACAGGGAAUAUUAUUGAAGUGUACUAUAUCAUCUUUUGCUCUGUUCAGUGUAUAUACUUUCUACAUGCUUGUCUCAGAACCAUGAAGACGAGAGAAGAUCUGUUUUUCAGAAAAUGUGUCCAAAAAAAAGACAAACAUUACUUAAAGAAUCCAUUUGCUUUGCUAAGGUCCUUGACUUGUGCAUGUUCUUACUGAGGACACAUUCACGUGUUGUAGAUAAAGCAAGUGUUGUAAAUAGUUAUUUUUUAAACAUUAGUCAGAAGAGCCCCUGCUUGGAUUCUGUUCUGCUCACAUGCUCAUCAGUUCCAGUUGGGCGGUCCUGUUUGUAAGGAUUGGUCUGGGAGCCAGAGAUGUUGGACUAAUACUCGUUUUCUCUGCAAACACAAUGGAAGGGUCAUAUUUUCAGUAGAGAUGUACACCUGGUAGUCUGACUAAAGGACUAAGAGCUUUUAGUGAAACAUUAGUUGCUGCUGGCAUCAUUAUGUUACAUUUUGCCUUUAAACCAACAAAGUUUGGUCUCUGAACAUCAGAUGUGAAGUUUUGUCCAGUGAUCAAAGUUACAGCUCAACAUUUUUUUUGGGUAAAUUUGUGACAUUGUUACCUUAAAAAGCGACAAAUUUAUUGUUAUGUCUUUCUCAUUUGUCCGCAUUUGGGUCUAAUUUCUAGAUUUCCUUCAAAACACUGUUAAAAAUACCUAUUUCUCACCGAAGACAUUGAGUUUUAGUGAUCUUCUUGAUAUAUUAAGUAAGGGAUAAUGCCCAACAAAGUUUGCAUUAUAAGAGAUUAACACACAACGCAGAGACCUGAACUGUCCAACAAAAAGCAGAGGACGGUUGCUCCCGCGAAGUGCUUUCGUUUCUCAUAAUUCACACUUCAAAGGGUAUUAUCCCGCUUAUACCACAAAAGAAAUAACUAUUCAAUCAACAUUUAGAACUUUAUUAUUGUGAUUUCUUCGCUUUUUUCCUUAAAAGUGUACAAUUUCACACGUGAUGCGGCUUGUUGUCACGGUAACAUGGCAACAUGGCACUGAGCGGGAAGCUGACACAGAAUGGUAUAAUUGUGGCAAAAAACACCAGAAAUUAUUUUUUACAAAUAUGGCACCAAAUAAAGAGGGAACACACACUGAUUUUACAGAACAAGAGGCCACUUUCUUACAGGACGUCUUUUCUAGGUCCUCCGUUUUUGUGGAGCGGUCGUGGUACCCUGUUACAUUCUGUACCAGCUUUUCACCGAUCACCCUUCUCGUGUUUGAGUCUGCAAGAUAAUGCAAUAUAGUCCUUUAAAAAAAAAAAAAAAAAAAAACGGCUGACAUCCAUCACCAAAAUUAUAACUGAUGGACAUCACAUCUCUAAACUCAUCUACAAGCUGCUGCAUUUUUAUUUUAUCUUAAAUGAGUGAUGUUUUCCCAUUUGAAAAUUUACAUCUUCACACAUAGUCUUAAGUGAUAAAAUUAAGUUCCCAAAUAAAGUAAAGUGUCCAAGCUUCUCCAGAUUAUUGGCGUAUAUUUUCAGAGUAAAGAAAGUGACUGAGAAAGACUACACUCAUCUGUUGAUCUUUUGUAAAAGAUUUCCCAGUGUUUUUUAUUAUUAUUCUUAUUAUUAUCUUAUCGUUUGUAGGGAAAAUACUUAAAAUGAAAAAAAAAGAAAAGUCAUUUUCUAUGACACUUCCGGCAAAGUAGUAAGAUUUGAUCAGAAAUUUGCCAUCUUCAGCCUUUUUAGUUAUCAAUUGCAGCAUCUUCAGCAGCCAAAUUCAGCUUACAGCAUUCUCAGUAGCAUUAUCGCAGAUAAUGCUAUAUAUCUAGUUCAUAAUUACAGUAAAAAUUUUGUUUUAGAGUGUUCAGUAAACAUUUAUCCCGUUUGGCCCGCGACCUAAGGUGUGUUUUGGAUUUUGGACACCCCUGGUUUGGAGCUUGUUAGAUGUAAAGUCAGCAGUUUAGAGUUCCUGCUUACAAAUUUCUAUUUUCUAUACAACAAUCUAAACCUUACCCAAGCACAGAGGCUUAACGGGGAAAAGGUGACAGUGCUUGUUAGCAUACAAGACACAACUAUAUAAAGUGUGAACUUAAUGCAAGUGGAAAAACUAAGCAAGAAGCAGGGAUGCUCUGUUUCUGCUUAAUCUGAAGACAAUUACACAGCCAAGCAGUUAAAGAACACGCAGUGAAGACAAAACGGUGACAUGCUCCUCUAAAGGUCAGCCUCAGAUACAUGCAACAAUCGCUAACCUGAUCUCAUCUGAAGUCAAGCAUUCAGCAGCCUUAAUCAACAGUAAAAAGACAGUCAGGUGAAGGAUUAGUUAAUCCUUUGAGGGUGUAUGUCUUUGUCCCAACUGUGUCUUCUCACCAGCCACCUCUCCAUCACCCACAUGAAGAGAAAAGAGAGCUGGACUUCUGAGCGUAGGACGCUGCAUGCAGACGCCGCACGAGUAAACAGCAUGAGAAGCGAGGGGGUAAAGGGAGCUCAGUACAAAGGUAUAGGCUGUCACAUCGCAUAUGCAUUACCUCGAACAGAAUGCUCUCAUCUCAGACCAAACAUCGAGACCAGUGUGAUACGCAGAGAGCACACUGAACAAAGAUUACACGCAGCUUUGUUGUGCUCACUUUGUCACAAACAAGUUGUUUGCUUGGGUGACUUUUGUUUGGGCUUAGAUCUCCAACUUUUGUUUUCAGAUUUUUUGUGACAAGUCUCAAAAAAGCUUCAGUAUCUCAGACUCGUGGUGGACUUUAUUUGUGCCAAAUUUGUAACUAAUCAUGGUAAAUUUGACAAAACUGUUAGGAAUCUGAAAUGUUGUUGCAUCAGUAUAUUGGCAACGUCGCCUCAAUGAACCCCAAGCGCUGACUGCUUUGAUCACUGGAAACCAACCCUGGACUUGGUGGCAGAUUUGACUAAAAGCACCAGAGAAAUCCACACAAGAACAGCUGCCGGAAAUCUGUUGUAAUUUUUCAGAAGGCUAAAGCAUUGUAAUGUUUGUCUGUGCACCAAAAGCUACUGCGCAUGCCUCAUCAGUAAUGUUCAUCUUUACUUCAAUAUUUCUACGGUCAGGAAACUGUCAUUUUGAAAUUGUUUCAAAUAAAUGUAUUUUUGUACAUCAACAUA